Molecule: messenger RNA, 1450 nt
Organism: Olea europaea var. sylvestris
Lineage: Eukaryota; Viridiplantae; Streptophyta; Magnoliopsida; Lamiales; Oleaceae
Exons: 2
Coding region: 491-1450 (319 amino acids)
Source: RefSeq, a predicted model, not a curated record
UGCCAAAAUAUGGACAUAAUUGUCAUUUACACUGUUCAAUCGCCAAAUAAGUAUACACACCAAGCAUGGGACAUGUUACUAUCUCAACACCAUACAAGUUGAAGGGGCGAUAAUUUUUCCAAUCGUGCUAAUGACAUAUAAUGAUUGACACAAUCAAUUUUUCCAUCAAAUCAUCUAAGAUCACGUAGUACACAUCCGUUUCAUUUUUCUUCCGUUAAUCCUAAUUUUUCAGUGUGAACCCAUUCAUUUUUCAAUAAAGCCAGUCAAACAGGGGAGGCUUUGUUGGGAAAAAAAUGGUUGGUAUUUUUACUUUUCUUUUUUUUUUUUCGAAGUAUUCUUUUUGGGCCUAAGCCCCUCCUUGGACAACGUGGUUGUCACACAAACACAGCCAGCAUUGUUGUUGUUUUUUCUUCGUCGCUCAGAGAGCGUACAAUAAUUGCGUGUCUAGCAAGAUUAGUCAGACACACUUACAUAAUUUUUUCAUUUCCCCAUGCUCGCUGCUCAGCUCUCUCCAAUAAUGCUCCUCUCCACCACCACCACCACCACCACCACCACCGUCGGCAGAGCCCAACCAGAGCCCCUUCACGAGCCACCGCGUUUCAGCGAAGAUAUAGAUGUAGAAAGCACUUGUUCUACCCCUUUCGUAAGUGCACCUUCCAGUCCUAGCUAUGGCCCUUCUGGUUAUUUCUUCAGUGCCCCAGUUAGUCCAAUGCACUUCCUGUUAUCCAGAGAGAAAAAUAAACCUUCUGACCAUGAACCCGUUUUAUUGUCGUCGGAUUCGAGUGAGUUUGAGUUUGAGUUUUCGUCUCGGUUUUCGCCAGAUGGAUCGGGUGGGUUAAGCUCCAUGAUUUCAGCUGAUGAGUUAUUUAUAAAUGGUCAGAUCCGACCCAUGAAACUGUUCACCCAUGGAGAAGAAGACCAAGAUGAAGAAGGUUGCACAAGAGGCAGGGAUCUGAAAAUGCGCAGUAAUAAAUACGCUCACCGUAAAGCCAGAUCCAUGUCGCCAUUAAGAACCGCGCAGUACGAAUUGCAGAGAGUGAGAAGUGUUCCUACAAAUCAAGAUCGAGAGAAUGAUUUGAAAGAAAGUGAAGGUGAAUUAGUGCUCUCGAGUGAAACGACGCCGUCAGAUUCAGCAUCGUCGUCAAGGUCCUCAUCAUCCGGGAGGAACUCAAAGAAAUGGAUAUUUUUGAAGGAACUAUUGCACCGUAGUAAAAGUGAAGGUAGGGCCAAUAACAAGGAGAGAUUCUGGUCGUCUAUUUCAUUUUCUCCAGCCAAGGAGAAAAACAACCUGCCGUCGCCGGACAAUAAUAAAGAAGAAAAUUUAGUGGACACCCAGCGGCAGAAAAUGCAGCGCAAGAACCGGAGAUCCCACAACUCCAUAAUCCCGACUCCUGUCUCUCUCACAGAGAAAAGAUACUGCUACUCUUUUGUGCACCGUCAUAAUUUCUGA